GGGCUCGAGAUUGUCCCAUAAGCACAACCUAAUCCUCAUCGAACCAUCAGCAAAGGUCUGAUAAAAUGAUGUCUUUCGGUGAUCAUCAAUUACUUUUUCUUCUGCUGGUAAAGUUUCAUGAGUCAGUGGGUGUGGAUGUGAUAUUCACCCAGGAACCUUCUAAUCCAAGCUACUUUAACAAAGGUAGUGAUGCCAACCUGGUGUGGAACUAUGCUGAUCCACAUAAUAAAAUUGCAGCAAUUGCCUACAGUGUUCUGGUAAAUGGUGAAUUUAAAACAAUGAUUUUUAACAACAGUCAUGGUGUGCAAGAACAUUCUUCAAUUCCUUCAUCUUACAAAGGAAGAGUUAAAAUUGAAGGAAGAGCUACCCUGGUUAUCAAGAACAUCAACACUGGAGACAAUACCAAAUUUAGAUGUGAAAUGUGGAAAAGCCCUUCAGGGGAGGUUGAAAGUACAGUUCAGCUUAUUGUGGCAGGGGGUGCGGAUGUGCGUUUCACCCAGGAACCUUCUAAUCCAAGCUAUUUUAAAAAUGAUAGUGAUGCCAAGCUUGUAUGGGACUACACUGAUCCACUUAAUGCAACUCGAGGCAUCAUCUUUAGUGUUCUGGUAAAGGAUACAUAUAAAAAAAUGAUUUUCAGGGGCAGUCGUGGUGUCCAAGAACAUCGUGAUAUUCCUCCAUCUUAUCAAGGAAGAGUUAAAAUUGAAGGACGAGCUACCCUGUUUAUCAAGAACAUCAACCCUGGAGACAAUACCAAAUUUAAAUGUGAAAUGUGGGGA
Molecule: messenger RNA, 776 nt
Organism: Pocillopora verrucosa
Lineage: Eukaryota; Metazoa; Cnidaria; Anthozoa; Scleractinia; Pocilloporidae
Source: RefSeq, a predicted model, not a curated record